AUGGAUGGCCGCUCAAAUAUCCCCUAUUUGUCUGAAGAUAUUGUCAACUCGAUCUUGUUAAAGCUUCCUGUGAAAUCCCUUUCACGAUUCAAAAGUUGCUGCAAAUCAUGGCAUUGUUGUAUUGAUGACGCCGACUUUAUCAAGUCACAUCUACGUAACUCAUCUGUUAAUAUUAGUGGUCAAAAAUUUUUCUUGGUUCGUUUUAUUCCAUCUCUACGUACGGGACCAACACCCAAAUAUGAAUUUAUGUCAACGGAAGCAUCAAUUAAUGCUGAUUCAAAAGUUGUGUAUCUGAAUAUCCCAGAAUUCUGUUUUAACUAUUUAUGUUUACAAGUGUUUUCAUGUAGUGGUUUGGUCUUAACGACGUCAUACAAUCCUGGCUAUAGCAUGACAUUAUUCAAUCCUGCAAUUGGAAAAUACAAACUCAUUCCGAAUUCUCUGAAUAAAAAUCGUUGUUUGACGACAUCUCCAAUAUUUGGUUUUGCCUAUGAUUUUGUGGCUGAAGAUUACAAGGUUAUAUGUGCACAUUGCUUGACAAACAAAUACUUCAACGUUGCUGAAGUAUACUCUAUUAAAAAUCAAUGUUGGAGAACAAUUCACAAUACUUUUCCUGCUUCUCACCGGUUCCUAGACGAUGAUCAAGUUUCAUUAAACGGUGUCAUUCACAGGAUGUCAUUGAAAAGGGCAGUUAUAUCAUUCCAUGUAGUAGAUGAAAAAUUUAUUGUAACGCCAGUGCCAAAAACAUAUGGGGAAAUGCCGACAUUACAUGCAUUGGGUGAUGGCGUUUGUGUUUUUACAACGGUUGGCAAGGAAAAUUUGAUUUGGUCGUUGGAGAAAGAUAGGUGGAAUUGUAUCAACAAGUUUCCUACUUUACACUCACUCCUUGGAAUGCCUAUAUGGUCAGAUCUUAAUUCCUUCCCAGCAGGUAUCUUCCUAUUUGUUAAUGAGAACGGGAACAUACUAUGGAGAAAGAAUGAUUGUUCUUUUAUUGAGUAUGACCUGCGAAAAAAUGAAUAUACUGAAUUUAAAUCACCACAAAUUCCUAAUUUCGGGAGAAUUAAGACUUUGUAUGUGGAAAGUUUAGUUUCCUUGAAGAUUUCAUGGGAUUGA
Molecule: messenger RNA, 1110 nt
Organism: Solanum pennellii
Lineage: Eukaryota; Viridiplantae; Streptophyta; Magnoliopsida; Solanales; Solanaceae
Product: F-box/kelch-repeat protein At3g23880-like
Exons: 1
Coding region: 1-1110 (369 amino acids)
Molecular function (GO): protein binding
Source: RefSeq, a predicted model, not a curated record